This is a messenger RNA of Podospora pseudopauciseta, 1173 nucleotides long. RefSeq lists its product as uncharacterized. Lineage: Eukaryota; Fungi; Ascomycota; Sordariomycetes; Sordariales; Podosporaceae. The coding region runs from base 239 to 853 and encodes 204 amino acids. The record is from RefSeq and is a predicted model, not a curated record. The transcript is spliced from 3 exons.
CCUUCAAUCCCGAUAUUGAAAGCUGCUCACGCGCAUCUCAAAAUCAUCCAUCUUGCAGGAGAAGUUCCUGCAGGUUCUCUUGCGCCAUGAUGCAGAAUGCAGACAUACUGGGGGCAGGCAGUAGGGGGCCAAGGUGAGCAGCCACACUCCGACGGGGAGCCAGCCCUGCCCACCACCAUCCCACCUGGGCUUGAACUCCUCAACUCAGCUGCCAAACAAAUCCCAGUGCGGGGGUGUGAUGAAUAUUUCAUCUAUUCCGUCCUCGGGAGCCGCUUACCUUGCCUUCCUUUUUCUAGGGGUGUGGUGGUGUGGGCGCACAGCAGCCAUCCCACAGCGACCAGGACCCUGGGCGGGCCAAAAAGCGGUGACAGGCGCAAAAGAAAUCCCCACUCAGGCUUCACCGCAUACCCACUUGGUAGGCCACAACUGGGACCAACUGGAACCAUUACAGAGACCACACUUCAGCACUGCAUCUGACGCUUGUCCAGGAUUAGCUGGCCUGGGUGGGCCAACCCCUCCAAUUUUCUUGCCAGUCACCUCACUUUUGACCAUUGUGAGCGCCACUUUCACGAGGGGUUUGUCUCUCUCAUUAUCAUUUUCCUUUUGGGCUGGAUGUGAGAAUACGCGAACCCGCUGGUCGGACAGUUGCACAUUUUCUUUGGAGCGGGAGAAGGGCAGAAGGACACACACGACGGUAUCCAUCUGGUCCCAUCUACGGCAGUUGAAAGGAUUUUCAAAGGACGACAUCAACCACACCGCCCCGGACGCUGCUGCUGCAUACAAUACAUCAUUCAAAACCACAGCCAUACCAUGCCCCCGCAACAAAGGUGACAUUCAGGUAUCUAAGCGCUAGGACAAGAGGAAUUCCCCGAGAACCCAACUUCUUUUAUAUAGACAAAAACCAGUGACAUCGUUUUUUCCUGAAAGCAAGGACAAAAGCAGACACGCGAUGCCCAACCUCUCACCCCCCAACACCCUCCCCCUCGCUCAGCCCCUCACCACCUUCCUCUCCUCCCUCACCGACCUCUACCACACGCUCCUCGCUUCCCUCCAAAAGCGCUUCAAUCCCCACGCAGCCCUCGCCGGAGAUGAGGAUCACCUCCUCAACGGCAUCUGGUUCUUUCUUUUGUUAUUGGAGGCCCUGAUCGUGCUCGGGGUGCUGUUGCAGGCUGU